CGCCCCUCGAGUGAACGCCAGAGAGUUUCUUGAUGGCGACAGGUCUGCUGAUGUGGCAGACAUUAAUGAUGAAAGCUAAGUAAAGUGACCUGCAGCCUGUUAACAAAGAAGAAACAGCAGAUCAUUGAAAGAAUGGACGAGUCCUUUGAUCCACUCAAGUGUAAUGAGGACCUGCCCUCCUCACCUGGGUGCCACAUGGAUUAUGAUGAUAUGCCAGAGCUGCAAGAGGUGGAGGAGGACCAGAGGUCUCCUGAGCUGUUCCAGGUUGGAGCAGGAGUGUCCCACCAGGAGCUCAGCUGUUCUCCCAGCACCAACUGGCUCGCUGAGUUGGCUAACAUUGCCACCAGUCCUCAGAGCCCAUUACUGAAGGAUGCCCCGCAUAAGAGAUCAUCUCCAGUCCACAUUUUUGGCAACAGUAAUAGUUUACAUUCCUAUGCCCGGCCUCCAUUAGCGAGCAGUGCACCCAACCCCUCCAGAGGACACCUCAGGGAGCGUAGGCGUGUCCGGGCCAGCAGUGAAUCCGAAUCUGGAGUUUUCUCAAUGUCUUCAUCGUUUUCUGAUGAUGAAGACAUGGCCUGGUCACACUCCUGGCCUUCUACAGCCUGGCAUUGCUUCCUUAAAGGAACUCGCCUGCGCUUCCAUCGAGGUCCUAAUGUGGAGUGGCAGGAAGCAGAUGAACUUGGCGAUUCUGAUGAUGACUCAGACGAUGAAACCAUGAUGCCAUCCUCCUCCUCUUUGAAGAGAUAUGGUUCUGAGGGGCUGAAGUUGGUGAGCCAUGAGGACACCAUAUCUUUUGGCCAGGCAGUUCUGAAACUGACCUUUGACCCUGGCUCCCCUGAUGACAGCCUUUUGACAGCCGAGUGUCGACUGGAUCACCCAUUUUUUGUGAAAAAUAAAGGGUGGUCCUCCUUUUAUCCGAGCCUUACUGUGGUGCACCAUGGGAUCCCGUGUUAUGAGAUGCAGCUUGGUGACAUAUGCCUGCCACCAAACCACCCAGAUGCCAUAAACUGUGAUGACUCUGUUGUCUUUGAUACUUUCAGAAGUUAUGACUUUACCCCACUGGAUUCCUCAGCAGUGUAUGUGCUCAGCAGUAUGGCUCGUCAGCGCAGGACCUCCCUGUCCAGCGGAGGUGCCGUCAGUCCAGACUGUGAUAAACUUGAACGCUCCAGCUCCCCACAAUCUUCUAGUAGCAAAUCAGGCAGGAGCCACACCUCAGGGACAGCCAGCAGUGCCACACCCACAAAGUGCAAGCGGCCAAUGAAUGCCUUCAUGCUCUUCGCCAAGAAGUACCGAGUGGAAUACACACAGAUGUAUCCUGGAAAAGACAACAGAGCCAUUAGUGUCAUCCUGGGUGACAAGUGGAAGAAGAUGAAGAACGAGGAGAGGAGGAUGUACACCAUGGAGGCCAAGGCUCUCGCUGAGGAGCAGAAAAGGCUCAAUCCAGACUGCUGGAAGCGUAAAAGAACCAACUCAGGUUCCCAGCAGACCUAGAUAAUCCCCCAGAAUCCCCAGCUGCUGAUGUUUGAUGUAGAGAGGUGCUGGACAGAGUCUGAUGGACCGCUUGAUGCCUCUUUGCUCUCCUGUAUUCUUGAGACUCGACUGUGAUGCUGAUUUCACUUGCUUUUUGUAACCUUGAAACAUUAUAGAGACAAACCAGUAAGAAAAAAAAAAAGAAUUAUGAACUAUAAGCAAAAACAUGUAAUCUAGUCACUAACCAUGCAUAUAUUUUCUUAUAUCUUUUCAUGUCAAAGACGUCUUAUUCCCCUGAAAUAAGAAUGAAUCUCGUCAUGUAUUUCAGGUUAUUUCAUAUUCAAGGUUGAAAAAUAAGAGCCUGUGGUGCUAAUGCUUCGGUGUAGAAGGAGCAGAAAACAAUAUUUAUAAUUGUAAAAAGGGGAAUUUUAGAUAACUUUUUACACAUCUGUCCGAAUCGAUUAUAUUUGUAAGAUUCAGUAUAUUGCAGAGAUCGGUAACCCUUUCAUACAUUUUGUAAUACAGUAUAUAUUCUGCAGCUGAACUAUGGCCAACAGUUUGUGAUAUUGUCUUUUGACUGUUAAUGCUCAGCCACCUGGCCAUAUGAUGAGAAGGCUUGCAGCAUGUGGUGGUGGGUUUACACUCAGUCACAAAGCACUUCAGGCCUUCACUGUAAGUGUUUAUUUCUAUUGCACUUUAUAUAAAUAUGUAAUCUAAUAUACAGCCAUUGUAUACUGGUGGAAACCAUUUGUAUAAUACAGCUAGUAUCUUCUUAGUUAGCCGUUUUUGACACAACCAUGGCCCUAAGGUCGUGUUCUGCUUUCAGGUUUGCUAUUGAAUUUUAAGUGCUUUGUUCAUAAUGUACAGGUUUCACAGCCCCAACAACCUCUUGCACAAAAAAAUACCCUUGUAUCAUAUUAUAAAUACUUUUUUAACUUGCAUCUUAUCCAAGUGUUUGGCUCUUUUUCAUAAACUGUAGUUCUGUAAUCAUGCCUUGUGGGGAUGCUUGGCUUUGUGUUUAAAUACAUUUUAACCAGUUUUUUUUGCCUGUUCUUUGUUUUGAAUAAUCAGAAGCGAGUGUCCUUGAAUCACACGCGGGCUAAAUUUAUCUCAAGCUUUAAGAGUUAUCCACUGAUCUACACAUCCUAUGAGUAAAGCCUGAUGUUUCCAGGUAA
Molecule: messenger RNA, 2645 nt
Organism: Sphaeramia orbicularis (orbiculate cardinalfish)
Lineage: Eukaryota; Metazoa; Chordata; Actinopteri; Kurtiformes; Apogonidae
Gene: hbp1
Product: HMG-box transcription factor 1
Exons: 11
Coding region: 133-1491 (452 amino acids)
Biological process (GO): regulation of transcription by RNA polymerase II
Cellular component (GO): nucleus
Molecular function (GO): RNA binding; protein binding; DNA-binding transcription factor activity, RNA polymerase II-specific
Source: RefSeq, a predicted model, not a curated record